This is a messenger RNA of Zootoca vivipara (common lizard), 2062 nucleotides long. It is a transcript of the gene TAF8, whose product is annotated as TATA-box binding protein associated factor 8. The record is from RefSeq and is a predicted model, not a curated record. Gene Ontology annotation, biological process: transcription initiation at RNA polymerase II promoter. Gene Ontology annotation, cellular component: transcription factor TFIID complex. Gene Ontology annotation, molecular function: protein heterodimerization activity. Lineage: Eukaryota; Metazoa; Chordata; Lepidosauria; Squamata; Lacertidae.
AGUAAUACCUGAAGGGAGCGCCACCGUGCCGCCUCGCCACGAACUACAACUCCCACCAUGCUGUUCGUAGCGGCGCAUGCGCGCAUCCUCCCAUGGAUCCAAGAUGGCGGACACGGGGACCGGCAGCUCUAGUAGCUCGGGCACGCGGUCAGGUGGCAAACACUCUUCAACCCCGGCAGAUAACUACUAUUUGGCUCGAAGGAGGACCCUUCAAGUGGUGGUUAGUUCAUUGCUGACAGAGGCUGGGUUUGAGAGCUCUGAGAAGGCUGCUGUGGAAACCAUGACAGAGAUGCUCCAGAGCUACAUUUCAGAAAUUGGGAGGAGUGCCAAAUCUUUCUGUGAACAUACUGCGAGGACUCAGCCGACCCUUUCAGAUAUUGUCGUCACCUUAGUUGAAAUGGGCUUUAAUGUGGAAACGCUCCCUGCAUACGCCAAACGGUCCCAGCGGAUGGUGAUCACUGCCCCACCUGUAACAAAUCAGCCGGUGACUCCAAAAGCCCUGACGGCUGGACAGAACAAGCCUCACCCGUCCCACAUCCCUGGUCACUUUCCAGAGUUUCCGGAUCCUCACACUUACAUCAAGACACCAACGUACCGGGAGCCUGUGUCGGAUUAUCAGAUCCUGCGGGAAAAGGCUGCUUCCCAGAGACGGGAUGUUGAAAGAGCUCUGACACGCUUCAUGGCAAAGACAGGAGAGACACAAAGUCUUUUCAAGGAUGAUGUCAGCACUUUCCCUUUGAUAGCUGCCAGGCCUUUUUCAAUACCCUACCUGACAGCUCUGCUUCCUUCUGAAUUGGAGAUGCAGCAGAUGGAGGAGACGGAUUCAUCCGAACAAGAUGAUCAGACUGACACAGAGAACCUCCCCUUGCACGUGAGCACGGAUGACCCAGGAGCUGAGAAGGAGAAUGCAUCGGUACUACAGCAGAACACCUCGCUUUCCGGCAGCCGGAAUGGAGAUGAGAACUUGAUAGACAAUCCCUAUCUUCGCCCAGUGAAGAAGCCCAAAAUCCGCAGGAAGAAGUGAACUGUGGCAAGAUGAUGGGUAGGAUAGGAGAAAGAUUUUGGACCUCCUGUGGUCCUUGCAACUGCUGAGAGGCAUGGGAAAGGCAGAAAGAUGCUGCUGGUUGAGGGCCAAAUGGAAAAGCAGUCUCUCUGGUUCAGGUCCUUUUCUCCCCAACAGUUUGUUAUAUAACAAGGUGAAGUCUGAAAUGCUCACCUAGAAACAUGGAAAUCUAUCUGUCUCUUCCAGGGAAGAGCAUGCUGCACCUUGCAGUACCUACAGCAUCUCUUGCCAUCCUCAAGUGUACCUUCUUUUUUUGAGGACUGCAGACAGAUUAGCAGGAAAUGCAAAAUACUCCCUCGUAUUUUGCCAGGUCUCCUGGAACUUCAGAAGGAGAGUCAUCCCUCAUCUUCUAUCUGCUUGCCUUUCAUAUGUGCUACUCAUCCUGGGAUUCAUGCCACAUCACCUUGCUAAAUAUGAUGUGUUUGGACGAGGGGUAGCCAAGGGCACCAGCUGGACAUUCACUAUUGUGCCUUUGCGAAAGACGAGACUGUUCAGAACCACACAAUUUCUAAAGUCUCUGUGUGCUUGGAGCUGAGGGUUUGGUCUGAUCUUAUCUCUGGUUUGAAUUGUUGGGAGAGCUGAGCAGAGAAAUUUGAUGGUGGCAGAGCCAGAAGAGAAACCUCCCAGCAGAUCUGCAAUGCUUGACAGCAAAAGACAACUUACUUUUUACAAGUGCAUGUUGAUUGUGGAUCUUGUUUUCACCUGGAUGAGAGCUCUUUGUUUAGAAUCUUAUUGCCUGCACAUUGGCUCAAAGUCUUAGAUUUAUAUUCUCCUUGGCAAUACAGCAGCAGUUUUUCUCCCUUCCUUUUGUCUCCAAGUAACAUUGGCAAAGCUGUAUUUCUCUCCAUGUUAUGAGACAGGGAAAAAGAUGCCACCCAGAAUGCACUUAUAAGAUGUCCACCCUGCUUGAUGUUGAUGGCUGGAUGUGUGGGUGGGUGUGUUAGGAAUCUGUAUGGUUGCCUCUACUUCAGUCUCCCAUCAGCAGAGAGAAGUGAGAAA